ACCCUAGACGAUCUCGAUGGCGAAGACAUGGCCGCGGAAGAGGAAGAAGACGAGGAGGACGAAUUCGGUGGUGGUGACGCCGGCGGGUUCUGCCCCGACUCGCUGUUCCCGAAGCUCACGCUGCUGCGGCACGUGACUCCGCGAGGCAAUGCCAGUGCGGGCCGGUUCACCAAGGUCGCGCACGCCUCGAGCCUAAUGGACUGCACCAAGGCGUGCUGCGAGCAGGGCGCCUUGUGCAACCUCGUUUUUCUGCACGGCACUUCGUGCUUCCUCGUCCGGUGCCACUCGGCGGCCCUCUGCCAACCGCAGCGCCGGCCCGGCACCAAGUUUGACUCUAGCUUUAUGGUGAUAGUGCGGCCUCCGCAAAAAGGCUCAUACGACUCUUCACACGAAUGGUCCAGCCACUCAACGCCAAAUUCAAACGAAGACACAUUAUCGAACUCGCGCGGUUGGAAAAACAUCAAAGGGAGUGGGGAUUCGUCCGAAGGAGGGCUGAACAGCUCUAGUAUAUUGGUCCCUGCCAAUCAGGUGGUGGUGGGCGACACUGGGCGCACGUGUGUCUACGGGAUACUUCAGCAGUGCCUUAAGAAUGAGGAAUGCAUCACGACUGGUCCGCGGCGGCGCACGGGCACGUGCCGCUGCCGACAGGGAUUCACCAAGGACUCGGUUUCGGGGUCCUGCACGGGACCCCAGAACGCCUCCCUAAGUAGCCAGGCCGUGCCCACCGUUCCUCCGUUAUCAUCUUCCACAACGAAAGCGGCAGCCGCCGCCUCACCGACGACGACGACACCCUAUCCUUUGAUCGUGUCGGCCGGAGAAAACAAAGAACUGCACCUUCCCGAGAAUGAAGUGGUUCUGUCAGCAUACGCUCUCAAGGGUGGAGGAGAUGGGAACAAGUUCCAGUAUCAGUGGACGCUGGUGUCUCACCCAGACGGUGAAGAGACUGGAGUCAUGCAAGACCAGAACACCCAGGCGUUGAAGCUGUCGCACUUGCGGGAGGGACUCUACACAUUUCGCGUUGCAGUGACGGGAAACAACUCCUACGGGGAAGCCACAACCAAUGUGACAGUUCUGCCCCCAAAACGAAUCAACAAACCACCAGUGGCCAUCAUUCAGCCAGACAAUGUUACUGUCAAGCUUCCCAGCAAGGAUACUGUCUUGGAUGGCUCCUUCAGCACAGACGACGACAAAAUAGUGCAGUACCACUGGGAGCCGAUCACCAUACCGAUUGGCUACAGUCCCAAACUGAACGACACGCCAACGGUCCAGCUGAAAGACCUCAUUCCUGGGUUCUACCAGUUCAUGCUCAAGGUGACAGACUCUGACGGUGUCACAAACACCACCAGUGCGAACGUGACUGUUCUAAAAGAGAUGGACUACCCACCAACAGCCAAUGCUGGACCACAGUCCGUUGUCUACAUGCCCAAUAACGAAGUGACGCUGAACGGAAACCUAAGCACUGAUGACAAAGGCAUAAAAAGCUGGGAAUGGACUAAAAGUCCUGACACGGACAAGCACGUUGACAUGGAGGGAACCACCAGCCCGUACCUGCACCUGUCAAACAUGGAAGUGGGUGUGUACAAGUUUCUCCUAAAGGUCACCGACACGGCCGACCAGACUGCAACGGCCGAGGUGCACGUGUUUGUCAAGCCGGCAUCCAACCAGGCCCCGACAGCCGAUGCCGGAAAGGACGUACGCGUCUCACUGCCCAUCGAUAAGCCAAUCGUGCUGGACGGCAGCCACAGCUCGGACGACGUGGGCAUUACGUCGUGGCAUUGGAGCCAGAUUCAGGGUCCCAAGCCGAGCCAAAUCGAAGAACCCAACAGUUCGACAACAAAAGUGUCGAAUCUUGUGCCGGGAGAGUACGUGUUCAAGUUGGACGUCGUGGAUGCCAACAACCUGACCAGCUCUGACAACGUCUCCAUCAUUGUUACCCAAAAUAAGAACGCUCCACCCAAGGCAGAUGCGGGCGGUGACCGGACCGUGUUCCUUCCCGUGGAUGUAGUCUCUCUAAACGGAUCACGAUCUGCGGAUGAUGUGGAGAUCAUUUCGUGGCAUUGGACCCGAGACCCUUCAUCGUUGGCAGCAGGGCACAUUCUGGAAAACUCUAGCUUCUCGCCGAUUCUUCGCCUGUCGGAGUUGAUCCCAGGCCGCUACAUGUUCACGCUGACUGUGUCCGAUGCCCAAGGUGCAACGGGGCAAGACACAGCGUCCCUGAUCGUGAAGCCAAUGCCCAGCCUGGCGCAACAGGUAGAGCUGCUGCUGGAUGUCGACAUCGAGACCUUCACUCAAGAGCAGCUGGACACAGUGUUGAAGCAGCUUGAAUUGCUGCUGCACGACGGAGAGUCGCUGAGGGUGCACCUGGUGGACCUGAACUACCAACAAGAUUCCCGAAGGGUCCGGAUCAUCUUUGUGGCGGAGAAAGAAGACGCCAAGGGCUCUUGGGUGCCUUGUCGGGGUCCCCUCAUGGUUGCUCGGCUGAAGCAGAGGCUACGAACGCACAGUGCACUGCUCGACUGGGAUGUCAUCUCGGUGGACACCGUUGUGUGCCAGAACGAGUGCUCUGGGCAUGGCACGUGCGACAUGUACAGCAAGCGCUGUGUCUGCGAAGCUUUCUGGAUGGAGGACUUUGUUCGUGCCAGUCUAGGGGACCGUGAGAGCAACUGUGACUGGAGUGUGCUGUACGUCAUCAUCAUCGCCUUCCUGCUUCUGAGUGUCCUCUCCACCUCCCUGUGGGGCCUGGCCUGCUUUUGUUCGAGGAUGCAUUUCCGGCGGCCCAGAAUCAAGAGAAAUUACACGCUGCUAAAGGAUUCUCGCGACAUUGAGAAGGACAGCCUGGACCUCAUACCGAAAGGCAAGACCCUGACGACGAGCUUGAUGGCUUCGGAUUCGGAUUCGGACACGCUCUUCGAGACGCGUCCCCGACCAUCGGUGGCCGUCAAGCCGCUGACCGGCAACUACCGCACGGGGACGUCCAACGGAGGCCUGAAAAACAGAGUGCACACCUGAAAGCAAGCACCGACCACUACUGGGGCGUCCCCCAUCUGACUUCCCAUAAGAAGCCGAUCCAAUCCCUCCCGCCCAUUACAGCCGAGGUGCACGUUGGUGGGGCACAGCGAGUGCCCGUGUGGGAAAUCAGCCACAUGUAACAAACCAGAGCUAAGAGUGUGAGGGUUAAAGGGACAUUAAAGUGCAACACUAUCAGUUUAGACUGAUGAAUCAACACAUCACAAAAUAGUGAGUGCCCCCUAGCCUACACUUUGCAAACGUCUGUAACUUGGCUUUCCUGCAAGAAUGUUUCCCACGUGAGACCCCUGUUUCCCAGACUGCUUUUCUUGCUCUAAGUGUGUUCACACCUGCACAUUCCAGCGAAGGUGUGGGAGCACUACAGAGGCUUAUCAAAACAUACUGCAGGAAUAUCACGCCUUAUUGUAAGUUUCCUUGUAUACAGAGAGAAACGGAAAACGGAAGAAAAGAAAGACAGGGAUUAGUGGUGAAUGGAAAAAAAUGGUUUAUCUGCUAGUCUGUGGUCGAGAUUGUUCGUGUGGAAAACAUACCUUCUCACACAUGCGCAUGAACUAUUUUGCAUGUUGUCGAUUAUCCUAGAGGACGCUGUUGUCGUUACUUCCAUACUGUUUGUUAUUAGAUGUCCACGCAUUUUAGGGCAACUCAAAUUGAGUGAAGGGAAAUGAAAGAAGGCGACAAGCAGUAAAGGCAAUGGUGCAAGCACUAACUUUCAACCGAGUGUUAUUCCAUGUUGCUCUAAUGAUGCGUUUUUAUGCCCAGUAAACCUCACGAUAGGAAUAUCACACUUGGAAAACCAGUGUGACAUUGUUGUCACACUUUUAAUAACUGAAUGUCACAAGUGGGACAAUGUCACACUUGUGACAUUCGCACUUAUGUCACAUUUGUCAUAAGUGUGACAAAAAGUGCCACAGAUAGUUGUUCAUAAUAUAUAGUCGGCGUAAAAUGUUAGCAUUGCGCUGUGCAGAUUGUAAAACUCCAUGACAAAAGCAUGCAUGUGAACAGGUCAUUUGAAAGAUGUAGCAAAAGUGUGCUAAUGUUCUGUUCUUGCAUAGUCAUUUAUCUUGUUUUACUCGCUGUUUAUUUAGUUCGGUCCAGUUAUUAAUUACAAUUGUGACAAUGUAGGCAUUGGGGGUGGUUUUGCACAGCACUUCACCUACAACCGACACCUCAUUUUCGUGACACCAGCGGUGACGAGUUGGACACUAAUGCCUCAUUACACGUUAGUGUAGCGAAGCACAAGCAUUAUUGUUAUAUUUAGCACUUGUUAGAGAGUAAGCAUGAUUUCAAGUAAAUAUGUUUUCCAACUUCCCUACGCGGGUAAGGGGGAAAUAAAACUGAGAAACGUCGAACCUUCGCAAAACUUGACUGCUCCAAUGGCUCUCAGCAGCUGAUGUCAUCCGCAGUUCCUUAUUUUUGUCUGAACGUAGGUGGCUUCUUAGCACAGAGCCUUGGCAUGUAAAGCACAUGAACAGAACUUGCAUUUACCAAAGCAGAGUCACGCCUAAGCUUGCUACUUGGGUGUAAAUCCGCCGCACUGGAUUUAAAGUGAAUUCUUGCCGAAUUGAGAGAGAGGUGCCGUGGAUACGUCGCACACUGAAAAUUUUGUUUGAGAAGUAGUAAACGAAAAAUGACUGUCGAAAGUGAAAAUGUUACAAUUUUCAUGCGGUGGUCCUGUGCUCCCUUACUCAUUAAGUGAAUACCGAAUCCAUGCUGUCUUGUGUAAUUGAGGUCAUUGAAUUGAGCCAUGAAGAACAUAGUAUCAAGGCUCUUAACACUUGCACCAGUUCUCCUCUUUUUGUUGAGAGCAAAGCAGUUGUGAGUUAACUGCGCUAAUUUAUUAUGGUAGUAUAGAUAGUUUUAGACUUUGCAUAUCCAAAGGACUAUGAGUACUCCGAGGUACCUUUGCGCUCACCCAAAAGCCGUGCACCCAGACUUGUGUUCUUUUGUGCACCCCUUUGAGUUCCUCUGUAUGUUCACUAGUUUGCGUCCCCCAACUUCAGGGGCACAAGACUCCUGUAAAACCUCAAUUUUAUGUUGUUUUUUUAAUGCCGUGCUCGCAACGCUCGGUGAUCGGGUGGUCGCGCUAGUGUUGUCGCUCACCGUUGUCAUAGUGCAUUCAACAUAGUUGCAUAUCUUAUGUAACAUCAGCAUACGAAAUAGUGGUCACAGGUAAAAUGCUCUUCUUUACAUUUAAACAGGCCACAUUAUGCUUCACAAAUUUAUUUGCUGUGACUAAAUACCUAUACAAUCGAGCAACAUCAUAAUAGAGGCAUAGCCAACAGAGAAAUAAUUUCGUUACUGCACAUCUCUUAUUCAUUAUAAUCGUACAUUCAUUACACUGUGUUGGCAGUGACAAAAAAUAUUUCAGUUUUACUUUGUUGUAUCUGAUAAUUCACUAUUAUGUUUAAGGUUCAGCUGUGGAUUGAUUUUCUCUGACCAUUUUUUCUAUUUUCAUUACCUUACGAUGGAGUAAAGAUUCUAUAUAAGCCUUUAGGCUGUGUUUGCAUGCUUCAUCACACUCAAUGUUUCAACAGAAGUCAUCUUGCCUGAUGUUGAGGUGUAUGCCCCGAGUUUUUCAACAACCUUAGCUGGAUGUAGUGCCACAAUGCCUGGCCAUGCACUGAACUUGUCGCGCAUUGCAAGCUUUAGUUAACCCUUCGGCCGAAAGGUUGUGUGCAGUACGGGUGCACCUUGGAAGCUAGUCCAAUAUGCCAGCGGCGUGGCAUGUAAAAGCCCGCUCGCAAUAGCAAACUUGUGUGAUAAAGUACCACCUUCACGUCAUGCCACUUGUUCCUGCCUGUAGAAUGGCGUGACGUAAAGUCCGUAGCAGCGUGUCUGGCGUAACCGAGCGCAUGUCAGUAAAAUGUUUCAUUUGCGGUGUGUGGACCUUAUGCUGUUGACCCGUUUUCUUGCCAGAACCUCUGAACGGUGCAAAGCAGUUCGUGCGUAUGGUGAAAAUUCCUUUAAUGCUGAAGUUUGAUAGGUACUGAAGUGUGUAUGUUGCUGUACUGUUUGAUAGUUCACAUGUGCAGUGUUUGCUUGGUGCUUUUCUGUCAGGCCCUUAUUUUUCUUUGCGCUCAUGUUGGGGGGGGGGGGGGGGGGGUUGUUGUUGCUCUUCCAGAUUUUACUAGGUUCUGUGUAUGUGCGUACAAUGAACAGUUGAUAUGCUGUCUCACUACAUAUAGCAUUCUAUGUCUGUAGAGAUUUGUCGGUUGUGAAACACCAAUAAUGUUUGUUGUACGGCUGCAAUAGGUGUGUUAUAUGUUGCAACAUGCAUUUUUUUAGACGGGCAGUGUGCCGCAGCGUUUAAUUCAGUGCCUUUCAUGGCACAGCAAGCUGCUUUCAUUUCCUUUAAAUAUUGACAGUUUUGCCAGAUGUUAGUCAUCACUGCCUGCAUCCUUACAACUGAUGAGUCGUUUUAGUGAGCGAAAUUUUUGCCUACCCCCGCUCGAUAAUGCUGCGCUCAAGCAAUGCCUGGUUAGUGUUGUGUUUUGCUAGUGUUAUAGGUGUUUGUCUGCUGUGAAUACUGGUGUACCGGGUGUAUUUUGGAUGCUCACAUUUUCUUGCCGAGUUCUGUGCAAUGUUACGUUACUAAUGUGGAUGUGCCUUUAAUAGGAAAGACCUUCAGUUAGCUGCACUGAGGCUUGCUUAGAAUCUUGAGUUUCUUGGCUUCCCUGCAGUGCACAUAACUUCAGGAGGAUUGGGGGGAAUGUAGGUACAUUCUCUUGUUCACAGCACAGGUUUUAAACAAAAUGUUUCGGCUUUAUACAGUCUUCUCGCAUUGCAGAUACAGAUUUGAAGAAUGCACUGACAGGAGGUGGUGUUUUGAACAAAGUAUAAAGAUAUAUUGUCGACAUUGUGGUAACAAAUAGACACAACUGUGGUUUUCAUUUUUGCUGUUCUAUUUCUUCCUUUUCAACACUGCCUUUUUCAAAUUUAAUUUUGUUAGAGACGCUGAAAGGUAAUGCCUUCAGUGCGGUGCCUACAGUCUGGCCAUGGCGUGUUUAAUUCUGAUUUGGCACAUCUUUUUGGUCUAGGCUACUAUCUGGAACGUGCAUUUGAAUAUGACUUCACUUUUCGUUGUUGUAACGUGGUUGUGUUAUGGUGGUUUUAGACAAUACAUUCAUCAUUGUCAGCCAUUGUGAACUUUGAAGUUCUUUCAAUAAUGAGCAAGUUUCAUUCCACGAGGAAAGCAUUUAAUAAUUCAGCUGAGCCUACAGUUUUUUUAUAAAGUUUUGCAGUGCUUCUUGUGUGACGUCUGCUAGUUAUCAUGCAUGUAUGCACAUUUGAUAUGCUGUAGUUCAACUACAUGUUUUAUGCAAGUACUUUGUUAAUAAACGAUUUCCUUGUUUUUAACUUGUUAAUCGGAGCAAGAAUAUUAGUUAGAGAUAGGGUGCUGUUCUAUUUUCAUUUUUAUCAAACCCUGUGUCUGUCCUGUUUGCAUUUGUUAAACUUUUUCUCUUCACAAGCCAUUGGCUGAACAAAUGUGGAUCAAACAUCAAACAUUAUGUUUGGAAAGCAAGUUAGCAUUUUACCUGCCAAGAUCUGUCGUGGAUGUUAAACUAAAACGUGCUUGUAACAGAGUCGCUGUCAUAUUUUAUUGUUUUCAUUAGUGGAUAUUCUAUAUUUUAGGGGUGUGCAAAUCUUUUGGGACGUUAAACCCCAGAUAUUAUUAUUAUGGAAUAGUGAAAUUUCAUCUCGAAUCGAAUAGUGGCCAAAAAUAUCGAAUAGUGCAUAUUUACACGGAACAUGUACCGCCAGUUAUGGCCAGACAAAGGAAAAACUGGUGGCGCUACGACGUGGUGACAGCUUUAUUACGCCCUUGUUCGGGAGGGUUUAUUUUUCAGCUUUUAUGGGCGCGCAACCACGUUGAUAGAAGAGCGACCAUUCCAGUCAGCAGCAAGCCCCCUGUAACGACGUUAGCGUUAGUUUUAGCCGCCUCACCCUAACCAAGUUGCGCCACUAUCCUUUGUCGUGUUUUAGACAUUCAUCCUGCCGAAUUAUUCGAAACUUUGAAUAUUAGGUAUUCGAAAGUUUAAUUGAAUUAUUCGAUAAGGUAUUAUUCUAUUCGAAUUUGAAGCUCGAAUAUUCGCACACCCCUACCAUAUUUGGUUCAACUGCUUCAUACGAGGCUGUGUUUAUUGACUCAUUUAUAGUGUUUGAACAAACCUUGCUGUAAUUUGGAACGCUUUGCAAAACACGUGACAAAGACUUGGCAUGCUGAUCUACAAAGAUGUCAAAAGUGGUGCUCUUUACAGUAAUCGUGACCACAUGCUCGAUUUUCACAGUAGUGCGUGGUUUUCAGCAUAAUCAGUGUCGACAUAUACUUGCUUCAGUUUGUGUCAAACACAUUUUCUGCCACGUCGUUACGGAGUAGUCUUUAUGUCAUGUGCGUGCCAUAGGUGUGUGAUAUCAUAGCAAUGUGAUCUCUGGCAAAGUUGUGUGCUCUUUUUUCUUUUUUGCUAGCGUCACUUGCUGCAUGUACGUACAUAUGAGUCAAGGACAUGUGUGUAUGUGUGU
Rhipicephalus sanguineus (brown dog tick) is the source of this 8547-nucleotide messenger RNA. Its product is annotated as dyslexia-associated protein KIAA0319-like protein. The transcript is spliced from 20 exons. The coding region runs from base 28 to 3009 and encodes 993 amino acids. The record is from RefSeq and is a predicted model, not a curated record. NCBI's taxonomy places the organism in Eukaryota, Metazoa, Arthropoda, Arachnida, Ixodida, Ixodidae. Gene Ontology annotation, cellular component: plasma membrane; cytoplasmic vesicle.